Molecule: messenger RNA, 402 nt
Organism: Spinacia oleracea (spinach)
Lineage: Eukaryota; Viridiplantae; Streptophyta; Magnoliopsida; Caryophyllales; Amaranthaceae
Exons: 1
Coding region: 1-402 (133 amino acids)
Source: RefSeq, a predicted model, not a curated record
AUGGCAAGAAUUGGAGUCAGCUCAACUUCAGAUUGUCUCCUCUGUGGUCAAGCUCCUGAAGACCAUGAACACUUGUUUUUCAAGUGUCCUUACAGUAGCAGACGUGUCACUGAUUUGAAGAGUUGGUUGGGGAUCCAAAGCUCCCUUAAUACCUUACAGAGAGGGGUUAGACAACUGUCUAACUGCAACAGUUCCAAAUUUAGGAAAAGUGUUAUGUAUGCUAGCAUGGUUGCUUUGAUCUAUCUGAUUUGGAGGAGUAGAAAUAGUAGUUUCUGGGAUAAAGCUUUCCCUACUGUAUUGGAUGUAAUGACUCUCUUAAAGCAGAUUGUUAAGAGUAGAGUGAUGGCUUUAAUGCCAAAGAAUGUAAGUAGGAAGGAUAGUUUGUGGUUUCAGAAUCUAUGA